Molecule: messenger RNA, 987 nt
Organism: Peromyscus californicus insignis
Lineage: Eukaryota; Metazoa; Chordata; Mammalia; Rodentia; Cricetidae
Gene: Prr15l
Product: proline rich 15 like
Exons: 1
Coding region: 84-386 (100 amino acids)
Source: RefSeq, a predicted model, not a curated record
CAAGGAUCCAUCCACUCCACCCACUGACCUCUGUCUCUCCCCCUCGGUCCAGCAGAAAGCCCUGCCUGGGCUUAGGGACCGCCAUGACUGAAGUCGGCUGGUGGAAGUUGACUUUCCUCCGGAAAAAGAAAUCCACCCCCAAAGUGCUCUAUGAAAUCCCUGACACCUAUGCCCAAACAGAGGGAGGUGCUGAGCCGCCGGGCCCCGACGCCGAAGGCCCUCACAGCGACUUUAACGCCCGCCUGGAGAAGAUUGUGGAUAAGAACACCAAAGGCAAACACGUCAAAGUCUCCAACUCGGGCCGCUUUAAGGAAAAGAAAAAAGUCCGGGCCAUGUUGGCAGAGAACCCCAGCCUCUUUGAUGACAGGGAGGACAAAGGACAAUGAAGGCAGCCCAGGAGGACACUAGCACCUCCCUGCUCCCCGCCAUUGGUGGGGUCUGAGGCAGGAGCUUGCCACGCUGGCCUCUUUGGUCAUAGCUGAAGCCAUGGUGGCAGGUGAUGCCUGCUGGCAGGAUCGCCUGGUUCUUAGGUUUGUAUUUAUGUGCCCCAGAUUUAUGAAGGGCCUGGGAGAUCCCAGGGUCCUCCUCCCCAUGAUCACAUACAAAGGCACUCUGGUCCAGGAUGAAAAAUGGCCACCUAGAAGUACAGCCAUCCUUGGCACAGUGGCUUGGCUCACAGGGAGGCAGCAUGGCAGAGAAAGGACAGGGAGCCUGACAGACUCCACUCUCUUCCUUGGCACAGGGUCAAGGGUGAACUUGGAUCUCUGUUCCCUCUACUUUCUCUACCUGUGACUUGUUCCCCCCGACCAAUCCUACGAGAGCAGAGGUUCCAGAAGUCACGUGAUAGUGGUUUCCUUGGUGCCAGAGGCGGAGUUGUUGAACUGGAGAUCACCUCUUAAUUCAAGGAGUAAACUUCCUGGAACUUUGCUCCCCAGAGUGGAGGGGCAAAGGACACGGCACUCCCUGGGAUGCAACAGAAGGCCAGAU